AUGGUUCAGAUUGCAAACUGCACCACGACGUCAGCAGCAUGGACUGCAAUCACAGAGAUAUUCAUCUCCCAGACACAGGCGGCCAUCGUUAACACGAGGAUCGCCCUCUCCACCACCAAGAAGGGGACUUCCACCAUCGCUGAGUACCUUGGCUGCAUGAAGGCCCUUGGCGAUGAGAUGGCUGCCAUCGGCAAGCCGCUCACCAACGAUGACAUGGUGUCGUACAUCCUCGUCGGACUCGACUUAGACUACAUGUCCUUCGUCUCCUCCGUCUGCGCUAGGACCGUCCCCAUCAAGCCCAACGAGCUCUACUCCCAGCUGAUCAGCUUCGAGAGCCGCCUCGCCAUGUUCGAGGGAAACUCAUUGUCAUCCCACUCCUCCGCCAACGCCGCCUCUCGCAACGGCCGUGGUGGCUUCACUCGUGGAGGCCGCGGCAGGAACGGAGGUGGCCGUGGCCAUGCUGGUGGCUGCAGCAAUGGACGCAACAGUGGCCGUGGCCAUGCAGGAGGCGGUGGCCGCGACGAUCUCCCGGAGGUCUUCUGUCAGAUCUGCAAGAAGUCAAAUCACAUGGCUAUCGAGUGCUACCGGCGCUUUGACAUCGCAUUCACCAAGGAGAAGAGUGCAAGCGCUGUGUCCAACUGA
Aegilops tauschii subsp. strangulata is the source of this 642-nucleotide messenger RNA. The record is from RefSeq and is a predicted model, not a curated record. NCBI's taxonomy places the organism in Eukaryota, Viridiplantae, Streptophyta, Magnoliopsida, Poales, Poaceae.